Messenger RNA from Megalobrama amblycephala (Wuchang bream), 1530 nucleotides. RefSeq names its product phospholipid phosphatase 1 (gene plpp1b). The record is from RefSeq and is a predicted model, not a curated record. Gene Ontology annotation, biological process: signal transduction; phospholipid dephosphorylation; phospholipid metabolic process. Bases 241 to 1134 code for a protein of 297 amino acids. NCBI's taxonomy places the organism in Eukaryota, Metazoa, Chordata, Actinopteri, Cypriniformes, Xenocyprididae. The transcript is spliced from 6 exons. Gene Ontology annotation, molecular function: phosphatidate phosphatase activity.
GUGGAAGGAUUGACCUCACCAUCAUGCGAUAUGAAGUAACCGGAGAUGUAACGGCGACAUUCACCGGAACACUGCCAUAAAACUCAUUGAUUCUCGCUCGUUAAUAACGAUAAAGACGGAAAAACUCAUCCGGGUGUUUUUUUCGCUCGAUGAUCAGAUUAUCCGCAGCUUAACUCAUGUGUUCCUGUUAACAAGUUAAAAGCUUCGCACAUCUUUCAUUGCUUUAUCUGAUGUAAAUCAAUGUUCAACUGUAAGCUCUCCAAAGACUCGAGCAGAAGUGUUUUUGAGGAUCUGAGAAUGUUCGAGACUAAAGGACUCUUGAGUAUUUGUGUGGACGUCAGCUGUCUGCUGCUCGCUGGACUUCCGUUCGCGGUGUUGAAUAUUCAGCACACGCCCUUCAAAAGAGGCUUUUUUUGCAGCGACGACACCAUCAAGUACCCUUUCAAAGAAGACACCAUAUCUUACCAGUUACUGAUGGGAAUACUGAUUCCAUUCGCUCUGCUGCUGAUCAUCUUCGGCGAGUGUUUUUCGAUAUAUCUGAGGUCCAGAGCUUCUUUCAGUUGUGAAUAUAUCGUGUGUGUGUACAAGGCCGUGGGAUCGUUUGUGUUCGGAGCGGCGCUGAGCCAGUCGCUGACCGACAUCGCCAAAUACACCAUCGGCCGGCUGCGGCCACACUUCCUGACCGUCUGCAAACCGCACUGGAGCCUGAUUGACUGUAAAUCAGGUUAUAUUGAGAACUUCACCUGCACUGGAGAUCCAACUCUCACCAAUGAGGGCCGGCUUUCCUUUUAUUCUGGUCACUCAUCGUUCUCCAUGUACUGUAUGAUGUUCCUCGCUCUGUAUCUCCAGUCUAGACUGAGGGCACGAUGGGCACGACUGGUGCGGCCGACUCUCCAGUUCUCGUUUAUCGCUGCUUCUCUGUAUGUGGGUCUGUCCCGCGUCUCUGAUUACAAACACCACUGGAGUGACGUUCUCACCGGACUCCUGCAGGGAGCCGUCGUGGCGCUGUUCACUGUGUUCUUUGUGUCGGAUCUCUUCAACGCUAAGUGCGCGUCAGAUAAAGAUGAGGAGAUCUCCCACACGAGCCUUCAGGACACGUCAGAUUCACCGAAUCACUACGGCAGCACACAGUGAGACAAAACCUGCUGCACACGGACGGAGUCGCAGCAGGUUUUACAUUCGAGUAACAUGCAAAUCUUUUCUGCAACAUACGCAAAAACAUUCCACUCAAACACAAGCAAAAAAGCUGAGUGUCAGUUUUCAUAAUGUAGGAACAAACAGUGGAGAUAUUUAGAAUAGAAGAACCAUUUUUGGUACCUUUCGAUGAACAGUUCUUACAAGAACCACUUUUUCAUUGCAUGAAUAACAUUUUAAGAAUAUAAAGAUCUUUUUCACUGUAAAGAACCUUUAGUGCAAUGGAAAGGUUCUGUGGAUGUUAAAGGGUUAGUUCACCCAAAAAUUAAAAUUCUGUUAUUUAUUACUCACCCUCAUGCCGUUCCACACCCGUAAGACCUUCGUUGAUCUUCAGAA